This is a messenger RNA of Tauraco erythrolophus (red-crested turaco), 2326 nucleotides long. Lineage: Eukaryota; Metazoa; Chordata; Aves; Musophagiformes; Musophagidae. The record is from RefSeq and is a predicted model, not a curated record.
GCAACCCGCACAAGCAUGCAGCACUGCCCCUGAAUCAGCGCUUGAGCUGAAGCAGAUCAGUCAUAGUCCCAGCCUUUCAAAUCUUACCCAGGUGACGAUGGUGCCGUUGGGGCACUUAGCCAAGGGGGCCACUUUGGAAGAUCUUCUUGAAACCUGCAUUCAGUCUUUUGAUUUAGAGGGAAAUGCAUAUCAAAACAACCAGCUGCUAAAGAUAAUUCUGGCCAUGCAUCAGUUUAUCAUUUCCUCUGCAGAAAUGCUCCAGAAACUCAUUGAUCUCUAUCUUAAUGCUUUAGAAAAUAAAUCUUCCAUGCUGUGUGUAAAGAUAUGCUAUUUUGUGAGGUACUGGAUUACAGAGUUCUGGGUUAUGUUCAAAAUGGACUCUAAACUAUCCACAACUAUGGAAGAAUUUCAAGAACUGGUUAGAGCUAAUGGUGAGGAGUCACACUGUCGUCUAAUUGACACAACUCAAAUAAAUUCUAGGGAUUGGUCUAGAAAGCUGACACAGCGUGUAAAGGCCAACACCAGUAAGAAACGGAAAGUCUCACUUCUCUUUGAUCACCUUGAGCCAGAGGAGCUGUCAGAUCAUCUUACCUAUCUUGAAUUUAAGUCUUUCAGAAGAAUAUCAUUCUUAGAUUAUCAGAACUACAUUGUGAAUAGUUGUGUGAAGGAGAAUCCAACAAUGGAAAGAUCCAUUGCUCUUUGCAAUGGUAUCUCUCAGUGGGUGCAGCUAAUGGUUCUCAGCAGACCAACACCACAGCUUCGGGCUGAAGUGUUCAUCAAGUUCAUUCAUGUUGCACAGAAGCUCCACCAGCUGCAAAAUUUCAAUACGUUAAUGGCAGUGAUAGGAGGUCUCUGUCACAGUUCCAUUUCCAGACUCAAGGAAACAAGCUCCUGUGUUCCUCAUGAUGUAAUUAAGGUGUUUAAUGAAAUGACAGAACUGCUUUCAUCUUACAGAAAUUACGAUAGUUACCGACGUGCCUAUAAUGAGUGCAGUAACUUUAAGAUCCCAAUCCUUGGGGUCCACCUGAAAGAUUUGAUAUCACUUUAUGAGGGCAUGCCAGACUACUUAGAGGACAAAAAAGUUAACAUAUACAAACUAUACUCUCUAUAUAACCACAUAAAUGAGCUGAUACAACUCCAGGAAAUGCCACUUCCCCUGGAGGCUAAUAUGGAUCUUGUUCAUUUGCUUACACUGUCCCUUGAUCUUUACUACACAGAAGAUGAAAUUUAUGAACUUUCAUAUGCACGAGAGCCACGAAGUCACCGAGCUGCCCCUUUGACACCUUCCAGACCACCAGUAGUUGCAGACUGGGCCUCAGGAGUAGCCCCAAAACCCGAUCCAAAAACCGUCAGCAAACAUGUUCAGAGGAUGGUAGAUUCUGUCUUCAAAAAUUAUGACCAUGAUCAGGAUGGAUACAUUUCCCAGGAAGAUUUUGAAAAGAUAGCUGCCAGUUUUCCAUUCUCAUUUUGUGUAAUGGCUAAGGACUGGGAAGGUCUGAUUAGCAGGGAUGAAAUAACAGCUUACUUUAUGAGGGCUAGCUCAAUCUAUUCCAAAUUAGGACUUGGCUUUGCUCACAACUUCCAGGAGACCACUUACUUAAGGCCUACUUUCUGCGACAACUGUGCUGGAUUUCUAUGGGGAGUCAUUAAACAAGGAUACAGAUGCAAAGACUGUGGAAUGAACUGCCACAAGCAAUGCAAAGACCUGGUUGUGAUAGAGUGCAAGAGAAGACCCAAAACUUCAGUUGCAGACAGCAGCCCAACAUCAACUCUUCCUUCAAGCCUCUGCCCAGUAGGAGUCAAAGAGCAAUUCCAUGGGCAAGAAGAAGGACUGUUCACAUUUCCUAAUGGAGAAGCAGUGGAACACCAUGAAGACAGCAAGGACCGAACCAUUAUGCUCAUGGGUUCCUCAGCUCAGAAAAUCUCAGUGAGACUGAAACCAGCUGUGGUUCAUAAAGGUACACAGACCGAUCCUGUACUGCUGGCUGGUGAGGUAUCUCGUAGACAGACAGAGAAGAAAGAACAUAGGAUGCCAGAAAACCCUUAUCUCCAGGCAGCUCCACCAUCCCCAUGUCCAAGCCCAUUUCUAGGCCGCAAAAAGGCGUAUGUUAAGUGGGAAAACAAGGACUCCAGCCAGAAAAUGAAAGAAGAGCAUCACAGCUGUAAACCCUCAUACCAGGAGCUUGAGCAGGAAAGAAACAUUCUAAAGGCAGACAAUGAAGGUUUAAAGAUCCAACUGGAACAGGCACAUAAAACAAUUGAAUCUCUCACAAUCCAGAGAAGAAACCAUGUAGUUGACAACCUAUCACACAGAGACUGCUCUUAG